AUGGCCGGGGCCAGUUGGGCCCCACCGCGCCUGGACGGGUUCAUCCUCACCGAGCGCCUCGGCUCCGGCACCUACGCCACUGUCUACAAGGCCUACAGGAAGAAGGACACACGUGAGGUGGUGGCCAUCAAGUGUGUGAAUAAGAAGAGCCUGAACCGAGCGUCAGUGGAGAACCUGCUGACAGAGAUCGAGAUCCUCAAGGGCAUCCGCCACCCACACAUCGUGGAGCUCAAGGACUUCCAGUGGGACAAUGAUCACAUCUACUUGAUCAUGGAAUUCUGCGCUGGGGGGGACCUCUCCCGCUUCAUCCGGAUGCGCAGGAUCCUCCCCGAGAAGGUGGCACGAAUCUUCCUGCAGCAGCUUGAGCUUGCCUGUGCCCUCAAGUUCCUCCAUGACCGUAACAUCUCCCACCUGGACCUGAAGCCGCAGAACAUCCUGCUGAGCACCCCGGAUCACCCCCUGCUGAAGCUGGCAGAUUUCGGCUUUGCACAGUACAUGUCCCCGUGGGAUGAGAAGCACGUCCUGCGUGGGUCGCCCCUCUACAUGGCCCCCGAGAUGGUGUGUCGGCAGCAGUACGACGCCCGCGUGGACCUGUGGUCCGUGGGUGUCAUCCUUUAUGAAGCACUUUUUGGGAAGCCACCCUUUGCUUCCCGUUCCUUUGCCGAGCUGGAGGAGAAGAUCCGCAGUGAUCGGGCUGUGGAGCUCCCCAGCCGGCCCCAGCUCUCCCCGGAAUGCCGGGAUCUCCUGGGACAGCUCCUGGAGAGGGACCCUCUGAAGCGCAUCUCCUUCGAGCACUUCUUUGCCCACCCCUUCGUGGACAUGGAGCACGUCCCUGGCCCCGAGAGCCUGGGCAAGGCGACCGACCUGGUGGUGGAGGCAGUGAGGAAGGAUCAAGAGGGAGAUGCCAACGCUGCCCUCUCCCUCUACUGCAAAGCCCUGGAUUAUUUUGUGCCAGCACUGCACUAUGAAAGUGAUGCGCGGCGGAAAGAAGCUAUCCGGGCCAAGGUGGGGCAGUACAUCUCCCGAGCAGAGGAGCUGAAGGUGUUGGUCUCCUCCAGCAACAAGAGCCUCCUGGCGAAAGGAAACCCAUCCAGAGAGAUCCUUAAAGAGAUGGCCAAGGACAAGCCUCGGCUCUGUGCAGCGCUGGAAAUGGCUUCAGCUGCCAUUGCCAAGGAGGAAGAAGGCAGAAAAGAUGAUGAUGCCACCCUGGAGCUGUAUCAGCAGAGCCUGGGGGAGCUGCUGCUGCUCCUGGCUGCGGAGCCUGUGGGGCGGCGACGGGAGCUGCUCCACGCAGAGAUCCAGACCCUGAUGGCCCGAGCUGAGUACCUGAAGGAUCAGAUCAAGAUGCGUGAGGCACAAUCCAGGGGCAAGGAGGCACUGGCAGAGCCCGUCCGGAGCGCCCGUGGCUGCACCGGCUGGAUGCGGCAGCCGGCGCGGAUAAUCACGUCUGCCUUUACGCUCGGCCGACGCCGCGGCCGAUUCCGGAGCCUUUGGAAGAGGGAUGAGGCUCCGGAUGCUCCCCCUGGGGUGAUGGAGCUCAGGGCACUCUGGCUUUGUGUCGGGGUGGAUCUGGAGCAGCAGUAG
Acanthisitta chloris (rifleman) is the source of this 1584-nucleotide messenger RNA. RefSeq names its product unc-51 like kinase 3 (gene ULK3). Gene Ontology annotation, biological process: protein autophosphorylation; peptidyl-serine phosphorylation; autophagosome organization. The record is from RefSeq and is a predicted model, not a curated record. Gene Ontology annotation, molecular function: ATP binding; protein serine/threonine kinase activity. Lineage: Eukaryota; Metazoa; Chordata; Aves; Passeriformes; Acanthisittidae. Gene Ontology annotation, cellular component: autophagosome; cytoplasm.